Messenger RNA from Ostrea edulis (European flat oyster), 2743 nucleotides. RefSeq names its product peroxisomal sarcosine oxidase-like. Lineage: Eukaryota; Metazoa; Mollusca; Bivalvia; Ostreida; Ostreidae. The coding region runs from base 391 to 1539 and encodes 382 amino acids. The transcript has 9 exons. Gene Ontology annotation, molecular function: sarcosine oxidase activity; L-pipecolate oxidase activity; flavin adenine dinucleotide binding. Gene Ontology annotation, cellular component: peroxisome. The record is from RefSeq and is a predicted model, not a curated record.
UCAGCGGUGGAAGAAAGAUAACUCUAUUGUAUACGACUGCAUGAAAUAUGGUUAACAUGGAAUAUCCUGCACAAAGGAAACAUUUCAAAAUGUGGACUACUGUGUCCGACUCACGAUCAUUUAUUCACGCUAUCGAAGCAUUCGAACCUAUAUAAAACAAUAUAGACCUAUUGCACAUAUAGGGGCGCUGUGCGUAAUUGGUCAAACUUCCGAACUAUAGGGUAGGAUGUACACCAAUCUCUACCCAGAGUUGUCGUUCCUUGCUCUCACUUACACAGUGACUCUGGGUAGAGAUUGGGAUGUACACAUGUACAUGUAGAUCCCACGAUUGACCUUUGACUCGAUGUGUUUUCGACCUACAUCAUGACCUCUGUUCAUUUAUGAGAAGACAUGGAUUUUUAUGAUGUUAUUGUGGUGGGUGCAGGGAUUGAAGGUUCAUCAACUGCCUAUCAACUAGCAAAGCAAGGAAAGAAAACCCUGUUGCUGGAACAGUUUCCGCUGCCACACUCGCGGGGUAGCUCCCAUGGACAGAGUCGAAUCACCAGAAAGGCUUAUGGGGAGAUGGAACACUACACAGUGAUGAUGAAGGAGGCUUAUAAACUAUGGGAGACCCUAGAACAGGAAUCGGGGAGGAAGAUUUUCCAGGAAACUGGCAUGUUAACGAUGGGAUCAGCAGACGACAAAUUUACUAUGGGAACAAUCCGUUGUCUACAAUGUCAUGGGAUUCCACACCAAACCAUGGACUACAAUCAGAUGAAACGUGCUUAUCCAAUGAUUGAAUUUCCACGAGAUUUUACAUUUGUCAUAGACAAAAGUGGUGGUAUCUUGAGGGCAGACAAGGCUCUGAUGUCUUACCAUGAAACAUUCCGUCAUUAUGGAGGUAUUAUAAAAGAUGGUGAAAAAGUGUUGGAGAUUAUCCCUGGAGACUCCGUAGUGAUAAUAACCUCAACCAAUCAAUAUCGAGCACAGUCUGUGGUCCUGGCAGUAGGGGCGUGGGCAACCAAACUUUUACCGAAACUUCAGGUCCACCUCCCAAUAAAGGUUUUAAGAAUAAACGUCCUCUACUGGAAGGAGAAGGUCAGCGGUCAGUAUGGUGUAGACAAGUUCCCGGUGUUUUUACAGGAGAAUGCUAUCAGUGGUUUCACUGUCUAUGGUCUACCAAGUGCAGAAUACCCAGGACUGGUGAAGAUUUGCCUUCACUGGGGACCGGAAGUAGAUCCUGACACACGGGAUAAGGCAGACGACACAUGGGUCAUUAAUACAAUGAAGAAAUAUGUAUCAAAACAUUUCCCAGAAUUGAACCCGGAGCCAGCCAUCAUUGAAACUUGCAUGUAUACGUGGUCUGACGAUGAAAAUUUAAUUCUUGAUCAUCAUCCAUCUUGGAGGAAUAUUGUGAUAGGAGCUGGGUUUUCAGGUCAUGGAUUUAAGCUGGCUUCAGUAGUGGGUAAAGUUUUGGCAGAACUGGCAACAAACGAAACACCAUCAUACGACAUGACCCCUUUUAGGAUCCAGCGAUUCCGACAUAAUGCUAAAUUAUAAUUUGCACGAAGGUCCUGGAAUUGAGACGACCCGGUAUUGAUAUUUGUAGUGGACUGUACAGAAGUAGCGGGGAACACAUUACGGGAUGUUUCGGGCACAGAUAGAAUGUACAACCUAGCCAGCCCAUGACAGCAUUAAUUUUGUAUUAAAAAUGGAAUGAUAUUUUAAAGGAAACAUGGAUAUCAAAGAAAUGAUGUUAGUCUACUACAAGUUCCAUUCUUGAACAUGGUUUAUAGCUUUGUUACAUUUUAUUCAUUAGAGUUAAGAAGAAAAAAAAUCAUUUUUGAAUUAGAUUAUAAAUAACUUAAUCGGGAGAUGUAUUUUUAAAAAUGAAAUUGAAAUUAACAACACAUUUUCUAAUCAUAAAUAGUAUGACAAACCUUUGAUAUUUGGCAAAUUUCCAACAAUAGAGAAAUUGUUUGAUAACACUGUUUAUAUCAGACCAAUUUUUUUCAAAGUACCUUGCAUUGACAUUACACAUUGUAUUUUAAAGAAUCCAGAAAAUCUAGAAAAAUUCUUUUAUUUUUUUAUUUUUGAUUCAAGAUUUGUAUGUAUGUAAAAGAUUUAAAAAUCAUUUUUUGAAGAAAAGAUUUGUAUGAAUGAUAUAUGGCUCACAUACAUACAUGUAUAUGAUGAACUAGACAGAUUGGUUUUAUUUCCUACACAGUUUUAACAAGACUUUAUUUAAACAAGUGUUUUGGAUAGAAUUCUUGUAUUGCUGUUGGCUGUACAUAAACUGGAAGGUACAGUGUAUGUAAAGGAACAAAAACAUAAGAGGCUGAGUAAACUUUGUACAACAAACAAUAUUGAGAUGAAUUUCAGUUUAUGCUUAUUUAAAUAACUGUGUAAUUUAAUUUGUAUGAAUCAUUUUAGAAUCCAGUGAAGUUGUAAAGAGUAUUAUUAUGAAGAAACUUGGAUAUGAAAUUGGUACAGCUUUUAAGUGUUCAAAAUGUGAAAAAAUCCUGUAAGUCAGGAAAUAUAUGUUCUUACAUUUACAUUGCUUCUGUUAGUAGAAUAAUUAAUGAACUAUUUAAUUCAUACUAUUUUAUACAUGUAAACUAAUUAUGUUCUAUAUAUUACUCUUAAAACAUAUAUAUUUUAUGAUGAUAUAUACUAUACAUAUUGGAUAUUAUUUAUUUAUAUUGUUAUUUAUCGGAUAUGCCAUAAAGAAAUAUAUAUAUAUAUAAAUAAUACUAUAAUAGUC